Messenger RNA from Drosophila persimilis, 1511 nucleotides. It is a transcript of the gene Cpr49Ac, whose product is annotated as larval cuticle protein LCP-30. Bases 106 to 1146 code for a protein of 346 amino acids. The record is from RefSeq and is a predicted model, not a curated record. Lineage: Eukaryota; Metazoa; Arthropoda; Insecta; Diptera; Drosophilidae. The transcript has 7 exons. Gene Ontology annotation, cellular component: chitin-based extracellular matrix. Gene Ontology annotation, molecular function: structural constituent of chitin-based larval cuticle.
AGAGAAGGAUUACCAGCGAGAACACAUCAGCCAGCAGAAAACAGCAGCAACAAGCCCGAGGAUAAUUACCCAAAGGAUAUCGACUAUAAUCUAAGAAAAGCAAACAUGUUCACCCAAUCCAUGCUGAGAUUCUCCGCUGUGGUGGUCGUGGCUCUCAUUGCUGUCUGCCACACCAGUCCCGUCCCUGACGAGGACCUCAAUGGCAAGUACACGGUUUCAGGGCAAAAUUCUAACGCCGGCAAAUACAGAUCAGUGGAUGACGGACGCUACCAUCCCAGCUCGCAGAAUGAAGGCCGGAGUGGUACACAGGAUAGUUUAGGUCGCUACAAUCACAUGCCUCAGCCCUACACUCAUGUAACGGAUCACCGCGAGCUUGGAGCCUACCAUCACGUUCCCUACCCCUACGACGGUGGCUAUGGGCCAUAUGCCGGACUCAAUCUGCCCUACGUCCACGAUGCCAAGCCCUACAACCACGAUCUGUACACAUCCACGACGACGACAACGACGAAGAAGCCGACUACAACGACAAAGCGGACCACCACCACCACCACCACGACCACGACCACGCCCAGGAACAUCCUCUACAACUACGACGAUGAGGGACGCCACAAGAUUCUGCACCAGGAAGAGAUCCGCAAGAAGGACAAAUACGAUCAUGCUUUCCUGACCGAGAACGGCAUCUACGGCGAGGAGGAGGCCAAGAUCCAUCACACCGGCGGCACACACGCCAAGGGAUACUACGAGUACACCGGCGAUGAUGGCAUGCUGUAUCGCGUCAACUACGCCUCGAACGAUGGAGGCUUCAUGCCCGAGGGCGAUCAUAUUCCCACUCCUCCCCCCAUUCCCGAGGCCAUUGCACGCGCCCUGAAGUACGUGGAGGAGCAGCACAAGGCCAAUGGUGGAGCCCAGUUCGAUCAUCGUGGCUUCCGCAUCAACCACAUGACCAAGGACAUCAAAGCCCAAAUCAAGUCCAUUCAUCUGGAGCGCAUGCCUAAGGAGUUGAGUGACCAGAUCCGUAUGCUCGAGCACGAGGUCGAGCUGGCCGAGGAGGAGGAGCGCGAGGAGGAACGUGCCGAGCAGGAGCGGCAGAAGCGUAAGCGCCUGUCCGACGUACAUCCCACAGUGCAGCCAGUUGUGCCCCACUAGGUUCGCUCUCAGACUUGCCUCAUCAACAGCCAUAAGGUCCCUCUACCUCUACCAACCACCCUCCCGCCCACCCAAACAAUCCUAGUCCAACCACCAACACCCCACCAUUCCCUUGCAUUUGCCGAGUGAUCAUCGGGCAAACCCUAUAACAAGCCAUCGAAAAAAUCCAGGAAAAAAUCCACAAAAAAAGGAAAAGGAAGGAGACAAAUGGAGGAAUCGAAUUGUAGUCGUAUAUGUAGUACUCUCCUAUGUUAUUUCGUAUUUAUUUAUCUAUCUAACUCAAUGUGACAACGUUGCUAAGCAUAAGAUAAUUAAUAUUUGUUACUUUAUAUAUCAAAAUACACACCCAACUAUGAUAUCUGUUA